AUGCAGACCUCUGACGGCAUCGCAGACUUCACUUCACUGCUUGCUAGCACUGCCGACGCGAUCAUCUCAUUUGACCACCUCGCCUUGCGAAAUAUGCAAGCAAUUCUUGACCAACAGAACAGCACGCCCUCGCUUGUAAAGACUCUGGUGUCCUUACUUGCUCCGUUAUCUGCUUUCGAGUGGAGAUUCAAAACAGAGGAAGAGCUCAGGGAGAUUUUUCUCCGGACCAUGGACCAGAUGACCAGCCGGUUGCCUGCCUUGAUCAAGGAGGCUAGCCAUCUCUGCCACCUCCUUGAUCUUAUUUUCAAAGUUCUUGGCCGUGUCCGGUCUGUAACUCUAGGUGAGUUCAAGGACACACCCAAAAUGAAUAUCCUUGUCAGACUAUGGAACAGGCUUUCCCGCCCCAAUGACUACGCUGAUGGCAAAUCUCGUCUGAUCUUGUUGAAUGAUGUCCCCAUGUACUAUCAAACGGCAGCAAACAUCAUGAAAAACAAUCUUUUUUUGCUAAACAAGAUGCGAUCUGACCUGCGCCAGCUGCAGCAUAUUCGUGCAGUUCCGGUCUUCGUGUGGCAAGAUAUCCCACUAGAAAAUACCAUGUAUAUGAUAAACCGGGCCAUGAAGAGGUUAGAAUACGGACGUCAGAAGAUCGAUGGGAUGGAGCCGGACGAGUUCAGCUUCCCAAUGAGUACUGCGACCUCAACGGUUCUUGCCUAG
Messenger RNA from Endocarpon pusillum Z07020, 714 nucleotides. RefSeq lists its product as uncharacterized. The record is from RefSeq and is a predicted model, not a curated record. Bases 1 to 714 code for a protein of 237 amino acids. The transcript has 2 exons. Lineage: Eukaryota; Fungi; Ascomycota; Eurotiomycetes; Verrucariales; Verrucariaceae.